AUGGAGCAAAAAUUAUAAUUAUUAUCUUCCAGCAUUCAAGUUGACCCAAGCAAUCCUUAGAUUCCUUAAAAUUUAAAACACUUGAAAGUAUUCAAUUAUUUUCUAAUGUCUAGCUUGAAAUUUUUAAUGAAUUAGCUGUAAAUAAAUUGGGAACAGAAAAAUUAGCUUGUAAGUUAUAUUUUAUAUUAUAAGUACAUUUCUGUGAAUUGGAAGUCACUUAUUUAUUAAUUUCAAGACAAAUUGAAAAUUUUGAAUUAGCAAUUGAAAGAUUAAUGAAAUUUUAUAAUUAAGGUCUAGAAAGCAAAGAUAGAGCUCAUUAUACAGGCAUUUAUUUAAUUUAUUUACUAUCUUUUAAUAAGUAAUUAAGUUAAUAAUUCAAUAGAUUUGCUUAAUAUUAUUCCUAAAUUGAAUUGUUACCAAAAGAAACAUUUUCAAACCCUUUUGUUCACUUUGUACUUUAAUUAGAAUACAAAUUGAGCAUAGGAAGUUAUUCAGAUCUUUUAGGUGAUUAUCAUCCAACAGGAAUUGAGAAUGUAUUCUUAGAAAGAAUUAUGGAUACUAUUAGGUUAUAUAUAUAUUUAAAUUUAGAUUAUAAACAGCAUUAAGUGCCAAUGCAUCUUACAAAUAAUUAUCAAUAGAAAAUGCUAUUAAAUUAUUUAAUGUGAAAAGUGUUUAAGAAUUGUAAUAAUUUGCUUAGAAAUAAAAUUUCAAAUGGAAAUUUAAUAAUCAUCAUGUUUAUUUUGACAAUGUAAAUAAUCUAAAAUAUUUAUUAAUAGGUUUAAAAUGUAGAAAAUCCCUUAAAUUCAGAAUUUUUGAUAACAAAUUCUUUAAGAUAUGUUCAUGAAUUUGAUAAAAUUAUAUGA
This is a messenger RNA of Paramecium primaurelia, 863 nucleotides long. NCBI's taxonomy places the organism in Eukaryota, Ciliophora, Oligohymenophorea, Peniculida, Parameciidae. The record is from the annotation of a GenBank genome assembly.